AUGGCGACUUCCUUUCUCAACUUUACAUUUGGCUUGGAUUUGGCAUUUGGCAUUUGGCAUUUGGCAUUUCGCGCAUCUAUGAUCGUCGUUUUAGAGGGAUCGAAUCCGCCCCUACAGCAGCGUUACGGAGUCCAUGAAAUUUGCGAGACAUCACUGCCGCAACCCCCCAAAAAUGUCACCUUUCAAGAAAAGAAAGAUGAACGAAUUUCGACAGAGACAACGCCCUGCCUAAAAAGAGAAGUGGGUCUUCUUAGCACCAUCGCUCUGCUAAUCGGACUAGCCGUUGGUUCAUCCAUAUUUACGGUACCAAGUAUCGUGUUUGUGAAGACCGGUUCGGCCGGGGUAGUCAUCGUCCUGUUUUCCUUGGCGGGAGUCAAGGCCCUGAUGGGAGGACUGUGCUAUGCAGAGCUCGCAGCGCUCCUACCGGCCUCUGGUGGAAAUUACGCGUACUUAACGGCCGCCAGCAAGUCUAUGGGAAAAUACGGUGACGUCAUUCCCUUUAUGUCCGCGUGGGUUUCCCUGACCAUCUCCGAGCCAAUGACUGCGGCGUACCAAGGGCUGACGUUUUCCAGCUAUGCCCUUAGCCUCGUCUAUGGUGACUGUAGUCUUUCUUACAGCGCAAACGUUAUCACGGCACUUGCCUUCACUGCUCUGGGCACUGCUGUGAACUGCUUCUCAGUGAAGACAUCGGCAAGAGUCCAAGGCGUGUUAACCACAAUCAAAACCUUCGUGUUGGUCUCAAUCAUCAUUACCGGUGCAGUCUGGGCCUUCCGAGCCAACAAGCUGCUCGAAGCUCCCCUGUUUGUCGGCGUAACACCAUCAAAUCUUGCGCAAGCGUUCUUCGCAGCUACCUCGUGCUACGGAGGAUGCAACUCCAUCACAUAUAUCGCUGAAGAAAUCAAGGACCCCACGAGGACCAUUCCGCUGGCAAUGGCGAUCGGGAUCGUCAUCCUGACUCUGGUCAACGUGCUGACCAAUGUUGCCUUCUUUGUGGUCCUGGACGCAUCAACGGUCGCAAGUUCCGAUGCCAUCGCUGAGUCCUUCGCGAUGGCGACUUGGGGAACAGCAGCGGCCUUCUGCGUUCCGCUCGUCGUGUCUGUCAGCGCCUUCGGAAGCUUGUGUGCCGGCUUUUUCAGCGGCUCUAGACUCAAGUUGGCCGCCGCAAGACAGGGUCACCUGCCUCAAGUCCUCUCGUUCAUAACAGUGGACUCCUCGGUGCCGUUGCCGUCAGUGCUGUUUAGAGGCUUACUUGCACUUGCCUACACAUUCGCGGGUUCCCUAAGCUUCAUUCUCGAUGGCGUUACUUUCGUGUAUGCUAUCAAUGACAUCUUCACCAUGAUUUCUUUUUUUGUGCUUCGUUCGUCAAUGAGAGACGUGCUGAGGCCGUUUCGGUUGCCGACUGUGAUUCCUGUUUUGUAUUUGGCGGCACUUCUAACACUGGUAGGAGUAACACUCUCCAGCCCAUCUGGAUAUCUAAAGUAUCUAGUCGUUAUUGUAGGCUAUUCAGUGGGCUUUGGUUACUACGUCCUAUUUGUUAGGUUCAAAACCCACCUUCCGGGGGCUGAAGGAGCGACUGUUUUGAUACAAAAGUUUCUGAUGUGCAUGCCUUGUGUGAACGAGCUUGACUUGAUGUUGAAAGAAAAGUUGUGA
Molecule: messenger RNA, 1650 nt
Organism: Ixodes scapularis (black-legged tick)
Lineage: Eukaryota; Metazoa; Arthropoda; Arachnida; Ixodida; Ixodidae
Product: Y+L amino acid transporter 2
Exons: 7
Coding region: 1-1650 (549 amino acids)
Biological process (GO): amino acid transmembrane transport
Cellular component (GO): membrane
Molecular function (GO): L-amino acid transmembrane transporter activity
Source: RefSeq, a predicted model, not a curated record